Fusarium mangiferae is the source of this 2370-nucleotide messenger RNA. RefSeq lists its product as uncharacterized. Bases 1 to 2370 code for a protein of 789 amino acids. Gene Ontology annotation, molecular function: GTPase activity; GTP binding; microtubule binding. The record is from RefSeq and is a predicted model, not a curated record. The transcript has 2 exons. NCBI's taxonomy places the organism in Eukaryota, Fungi, Ascomycota, Sordariomycetes, Hypocreales, Nectriaceae. Gene Ontology annotation, cellular component: membrane; microtubule; cytoplasm.
AUGAAUGCAAACAUUGCCGUAGGAGAUCACCGAGAUCUCCUAGAUAUCAUCGAUAAGCUUCGCUUGCAGGGAGUCAGUCAUUAUAUUGACCUUCCCGAAAUUAUUGUCUGUGGAGAUCAGUCUGCAGGGAAGAGCUCUGUCCUCGAGGCCGUCUCAGGAAUGAAGUUCCCAAUCAAGGACGGCCUUUGUACGCGUUUCGCCACGGAGUUGGUUCUUCGUCGGGGCCCCAACAUAAUUACCAAUGUAUCCAUUACUCCUGGUGAAAGCCGGUUUGGCGACGACAAAGAACGCCUUGAAAAUUGGAAGCCAACAACUAGCAUCAACGGAGAGGAUCUAGGCGCCGUGACGAAGGAGGCAGAGGCUAUGAUGGCCAUCCAAACCGGCACAGGGGAAUUCUACGAAGAUACACUCCGUGUCGAGCUCAUCGGACCAGAGAAGCCACACCUAACAAUGGUGGACCUUCCUGGUCUCUUCAGAGGGGGGAACAAGAAUCAAUCUGACGCCGAUAUCAGCAUUGUUCACCAUAUGGUGGAGAAGUAUAUGGCACGAGAGCGGAGUAUCAUCCUCACUGUCGUGUCAGCCAAGUACGAGUAUGUUCUGCAAGAAGUCACUCGGAUGGCCCAGAAAGCCGACCCUGAAGGCUUGAGGACCAUGGGCAUUAUCACAAAGCCUGACACAUUGGAUGUUGGCUCUGAGUCUGAAGACUACUUUGUGCGCCUCGCCCAGAACAUUGAAGAAAAGCUCGACCUUGGAUGGCAUGUUUUGAAAAACCGCAGUUACGACGAGCGUGAUUUCACAUUGGCACAGAGGAACGAAAAAGAGAAAGAGUUUUUCUCUCAAGGAUUAUGGGGUUCCACUGAGCCUUCACACUGCGGAGCAGGGUCCUUAAUGGUCAGACUUAGUAACGUCUUGAGGAACCAAAUUCUUGUUGAGCUUCCGAGUCUUGAAAAGGAUGUUGAACAUGGUAUUCUCAACUGCGUUGAGAGACUCGAACGUCUGGGCCCGGAACGAGGUACCCCACAGCAGCAACGAAGCUACCUUUUGCGUGUGAGUGAAAAUUACACACUUUUGAUGAGGCAGGCAGUCGAUGGUAUUUACACUGAUCGUUUCUUCGGCAACCGGAACGAUCAAGGUAGUUUUAACAAAAGACUAAGAGCUCUGGUGCGGUCGAGACUUGACGACUUCGCAGAGGAAAUGCGAGUCGACGGUCAGAGCCACCGUAUCGUCGAUUCAGCGAGCGGAAGUGAAGACGAAGGCCCUGACAACUCCCGCGCCGGAGUAACAAGCAUCCCUCGGUCUGAAUUUAUUGGCAACGUUGCUCGCCGUCUCAAAUUCAACAGAGGUCGCGAGCUUCCAGGUCUCUUCAAUCCUCAGAUCGUUAAUGAUCUUUUCGUCGAGCAAUGCACGCCCUGGGAGGGGAUUGUCAAGAGACUUGCUGAUGACAUGCUCGAGAUAGUGCACUUGACGACUGAAAAGGUAGUUGAGCAAAGUGCCGCGAGGGAAGUCUCCGAGGGGGUCUUGAAACUCAUUCGUAAAGAAGUAGAGGGGCUGAGAAUCAAAAUGAGCGGCGAGAUUGACAAACUGCUUUUAUCAGCUAUGCAACAUCUUAUUACGAAUAACCCGGACCUUGUCCAGAACGUCCAGCAGAUCCAGGAAGACCGACACAAACGCAUGAUCAAGUCACUGAUUGCCAAGAUGUUUGGAACAAACCGUUUCGACGGCUCUGACAAAAAGAUCAGUAUAAAUCCGCUUGAACUCUUAACAUUGGCAGGGCGGGGAUUUGAGCCAAACAUGGAACGCUUCGGAAGCGCAUUGGCAGUAGAUUACAUGAAGGCGUUCUAUAAGGUUGCAGUCAACAGGUUCAUCGAUGAUAUAGGCGCCCUAGCGAUCGAAAACUGCCUUAUUAGCAAGCUUCCCUCGCUUUUCACUUCAAGCAGUGUCGCUGAGAUGUGUGACGAAACGUUACGACUCCUUGCAGGCGAAAGUUAUGAAUUAUCCGCCGAGAGAAAACGCCUAGAGGUGAAACAGGGGAUUCUAGAGAAAGGAUUACAGGAUCUCAAGAGCCUCUACAAACACAGCACGGUCGUCGGUAGCAAAGGGUACCACGCCCUGUUAUCCGAAGAUCUUGAGAAGGUGCCAGCCAUCACACAGAGCAAAUCUGAAAAAGGAUCAUCUACUCCCGAUAGGGGGAGGGCAGCCUCUGAAGUCUUUGUCGAGGAAGUCCCCAUUAGUCAGGAACAACGCCCUGAACUUCGAGCAGAUCACAUUAAGUGGCCAGAUCAAGAUGGCGCGAAGGACUUCUGGUCACCUCCUGCGAUGAGGAAGUACGUGACGGACACCCUGGGUGAGGGACAUCGAUGGGGCAACUGA